Molecule: messenger RNA, 2402 nt
Organism: Echinops telfairi (small Madagascar hedgehog)
Lineage: Eukaryota; Metazoa; Chordata; Mammalia; Afrosoricida; Tenrecidae
Gene: NFE2L2
Product: NFE2 like bZIP transcription factor 2
Exons: 5
Coding region: 51-1895 (614 amino acids)
Biological process (GO): cellular response to oxidative stress; regulation of transcription by RNA polymerase II
Cellular component (GO): nucleus
Molecular function (GO): RNA polymerase II cis-regulatory region sequence-specific DNA binding; DNA-binding transcription factor activity, RNA polymerase II-specific
Source: RefSeq, a predicted model, not a curated record
CUGCCUUGUUGUUAGGCACCGUCAAAUUAAUUCCAACCUAGGCUGUCAUCAUGAUGGGAGCAGAUCACCGGGUCAUUGUUUCCCCCUGGAGCUUCUGGUGGGCUCGAACAACCGACCUUUUGGACAUGGAUUUGAUUGACAUACUUUGGAGACAAGAUAUAGAUCUUGGGGUGAGCCGUGAGGUAUUCGACUUCAGUCUGCGGCGCAAGGAGUAUGAGCUGGAAAAACAGAAAAAACUUGAAAAAGAACGACAAGAACAACUCCAAAAGGAGCAAGAAAAGGCCUUCUUCGCUCAGCUACAACUAGAUGAAGAGACAGGAGAAUUCAUCCCGAUUCAGCCAGCCCAGCACAUCCAGUCAGAAAUCAGUGGAUCGGCCACCUACUCCCAGGUCGCUCACAUCCCCAAGCCAGAUGCGUUGUACUUCGAUGAUUGCAUGCAGCUUUUGGCAGAGACAUUCCCGCUUGUAGAGAACAAUGAGGUUUCUUCAGCUCCGUUUCAAUCACUUGUUCCUGAUAUUCCCAGCCACGUGGAGAGUCCAGUCUUCAUUGCUCCUAGUCAGACUCAGUCACCAGAAACACCUGUCCUUCAGACAACCCUUCCCCAUUUAGACAAUAUGCUGCAGGAUGUUGAUCAAGUUUGGGAGGAACUACUAUCCAUUCCAGAAUUACAGUGUCUUAAUAUUCAAAAUGACAAGCUAGUUGAGGCCGGCACAGUUGCAAGCCCAGAAACGGAACUGACAGAAAUUGACAACAAUUAUUUUUUCCCAUCGAUCCCUUCAAUGGAAAAAGAAGUAGGUGACAGCAGUCCGCAUUUUGUCAAUGUUUUUGAAGAUUUCUUUGGCAGCGUCCUACCUGCAGAUGACCCCAACCAGCUCACCGUGAACUCAUUAAAUUCAAACGCCACAAUAAAUUCUGAUUUUGGUGAUGAAUUUUAUUCUGCUUUUAUAGCAGAGCCCAGUACCAGCAACAGCAUGCCCCCCUCGGCCUCUUUAAGCCAGUCACUCUCUGAACUUCUAAGUGGGCCCAUUGAUGUUUCUGACCUGUCACUCUGUAAAGCUUUCAACCCAAACCACUCUGAAAGCACAGCAGAAUUCAACGAUUCUGACUCUGGCAUUUCACUGAACACAAGUCCCAGCAUGGCAUCACCGGAACACUCAGUAGAAUCUUCCAUCUAUGCAGAUACACCUCUUGGCUUCAGUGAUUCUGAAAUGGAAGAGAGAGAUGGUACCCCUGAAAGUGUCAAACAGAAUGGUCCUAAAACACAGCCAGUACAAUCUUCUGGGGAAACAACCCAAGCCCUGUCACCCUCUCCAGGGCACAGUGCUUCAGUGUUUGAUGCCCAGGGGGAAAACACCCCAAAGAAAGAAUUGCCUGUAAGCCCUGGACGUCGAAAAGCCCCAUUCACAAAAGACAAACACUCAAACUGCCUGGAGAAUCUCACCAGAGAUGAGCUGAAGGCGAAAGCUCUCCAUAUACCAUUCCCUGUAGAAAAAAUCAUUAACCUCCCUGUGGAUGACUUCAAUGAAAUGAUGUCCAAAGAGCAAUUUAAUGAAGCUCAACUUGCAUUAAUUCGAGAUAUACGUAGGAGGGGUAAGAAUAAAGUGGCUGCUCAGAAUUGCAGAAAAAGAAAACUGGAAAAUAUAGUAGAACUAGAGCAAGAUUUGGAUCACUUAAAAGAUGAAAAAGAAAAACUGCUCAAAGAAAAAGGAGAAAAUGACAAAAGCCUCCACCUACUGAAAAAACAGCUCAGCACCUUGUACCUUGAGGUGUUCAGCAUGCUCCGGGAUGAAGACGGGAAGCCAUACUCCCCCAGUGAAUACUCCCUGCAGCAAACUCGAGAUGGCAAUGUAUUCCUUGUCCCCAAAAGUAAGAAGCCAGAUGUUAAGAAAAAGUAGAUAUUGGAAGGAUGUGACCUUUUCUGAGCUAGUGGGUUUCUUGUUUUUGUUUUGUACUGUUAUAUUAAAAGUUCCUACUGUGAUGUGAAAUGCAGAAAUAUCAUACUUUUUAAGUAAUUCUAUGCAACAUUAUAGCCAAAACUAGUGUAGGCAAUAUAAAACUUUCAGAAGCAUUAAAAUAAAAGUUUCCAGUAUGUUGAGUCAGUAGUUUCACUUUAACUGCAGUUUCUCAUGACACCCUUUGGGCUACUCUCUGUAUAAGUGUAAAUACUAGAAAAACUUUAUUUAUACUACUACUAUCUCAUUUGUUACAUUCUAGAUUUGUAUGGUGACAAGGCAUCUCUAUCUGGCAAAGAGCAAAUUGCUGCAAAACUAACCACUAUAUACCUUUUUUUAUAAAUACUGUAUGAACACAAAAAAUGAUUUUUAUAUUAAAUUGUUUAGCUCUGGCAAAACAAACACUGCCAUUUUAAAAGCUGGUACUAAUAAAGGGAUAUUAUGACUGAA